GCCUGAUGGAGCCCAACACUCACCAUAUCCCGCCCUCCACUGGUCUCCAACACCCGAUGUUGAUUGAUCCAUGUCAACAACAGAGUUGGUGUGUUAUAUACACCGCCCCGACCUAAACGGGACCCCCAACCUCCCUCGGCCACUGGCUCUUCCCGUUCGCCCUCGGACAGAACAAUGCCGGACUGGCGGGACGAAUACCUCGCUUCGUUGAGGGAGGCAGAGCAGGACAAUCCCGUCAAUCACGAGCUUAUCCAAGCCUGCUCGCAGCUUCAGGACCGCAUAGCCGUCCUUGAGGCCGAGAAGGCCGCCCUGCAGGAGACGGGCGCUGGGGCUGCUGCGGGGGCCCCGCCCGUCCCGGCCUCGUCCCGGCGGGAUGCUGCUGCUGCUGCUGCUGCUGCUGCUGCCGGGCCCGCCGCGGCCUCGGACCCUUCGGUCGCGAGGCUCCGCCUGGAUCUCGCCGAGGCCCUGAGGGCCCAGGGGCUGCUACAGUCGCGAGUCAAGACGGCCGAGGGCGAGCUCCAGAGGCUGCGCUCCAAGACGGCCGACGACUCCAGGGCCAUCCGCCAGCUGACGUCGGAGCGCAACGUGCUCGCGACCAAGGUCAGGGACCGCGACGAGGAGCUCCGAGGCAAGUCCAAGCUAGUCGAGAAUGUCCAAGACGAACUCCUUGCCCUUACCCUCCAGCUCAACGUCACGGAACAGAAAAAGGCAAAGAUCGAGGCCGAAAAUAAGGAGCUUGUAGAACGGUGGAUGAAGCGCAAAGGCCAGGAAGCCGAAGCCCUCAACCUGGCAAACGAGCCCCUAUUUACCAGGCGACAAUGACGAGCCCCGUCAUAUGCUUCAAGGCACCUCUCAAAGGCAUAUAUUAAGAAUCCCUCGCAUGUCGGUGUUAUUGGUCCUCGAGAUUUCGCUGGUCUAUGUUGGCACGGCAAAUAGGGAGGGCAUCGUCACUUCCUCGUCGAAAUGCAAAAGGUACCCCCGGCCGCGGUCCAACUCACGUAGCCCUCGGGGUACGUGAGGUGCUCGACGUCUAGAAUGGUGCUACCAACAUCGUUGAGCGCAUUCUUGUGGUCGUGGACGAAGCUCUUGAGCGACACUAUCUUGCAACCACUCUUGAGGUCCAGGAACAUGCGGACAAGGUCGUCGUUGAGCUGCGACGUGAAGGCCUGGUUGUUGACAAGAACAACAUCGGCGCGCUGGAGGGCUUGGUGAAUCCUCUGGUUCGUCCGGAAGUCUCCUCUUUCCAGCCGCACCCUGCCAGGCGCCACUCCCCAUAGCCGACAGCGCGCGCUGAACUCCCUCUUUUGCGCCUCGGCCAGGUUGCAGGCGUUUUCCAUCAUCUCGCAGCCCCAGCUUUCGCAGCCGAUAUCGAGGGCCGCCUGCAGCACAACGUUCCCGACCCCGGAGCCGAGGUCGACGAAAACUUGGCCCGAAGUCAUAUUCAGCCUCCGGAUGAGGAUGUCGUUUAUGAAGGGGUGCAAGAGCUCGCCGUAUACAUUGUCGGUGCCGUUCUCGUACUUGGCCAGCAGCUCCACCUUGGGAGCGACGGUGCGGUCGUACACCUGCUCAAGUAUGAAAGCGACGAGGUCGUUGGGGAGGGCCUGUCGACUGCCGAGAUUUCGGGCUAGCGCGCCGCUGGACCGGAGAGCAAGGACGUGGCUGUUGUAUUUGUCCAAGGCCCUGCGAAACGCCUUGUAAUCCUGGACCGAGGGGCUCGAAGCGCGCUCGAGUUGCCGCACCAAGCCGUUGGCGGGGUCGUUUAUCAGGAGGGCCUCACUAUCGCUGAGAUAGGUGUCGGCCACAUGUUUUAUCACCCGUAUUAUCUCGGGAACGGCAUCUAUCAUGUCCUUCCCAGAAACAAGCUCAUACCUAGCGGGAGUUGCUGUCAGCAUCAAGACGCGCGGCAGCAGUAGUUUGUUCCAAGGCAUUUGUAGGCCCCUACUUACCGUUCUCUUUGUCGCAGACCUGGGUACUGCAGCUUUACCGCAACCUCGGCCGGCGGGGCGCCAAGCGAGGGCGAGCAUUUGAGGGCAAGCGACGCGAGAUCGGCAGCGUGUAUGAAGCGUGGCUCUGGCCUUUCCUUGCCGUCGCCCUGCGUUUCUGUCAGGCCAGGCGAGACGAGCAUGCGGUCCGGGUCCGGAACGCGAUCGCUGUCGGCAGUGCGCUGUCGCUUGCGCGCGUCGAUACUCUCCUCCCAGUCAUCGUCGUCGGACUCGGAGUCAUUGUCGAACGUGACGCGGUCGCUCGCGGGGGAUCGGCGCGGGGUGGUGCCGGGGCCGACGCUGGAGGACUUGCGCUUGCGCGCCUGGCCCUGCGCCGAAUGAUCCGAGGCGUACGAGGACGACGAGGGCAGCGGGGACGCGCUGGCCGCGUUCCUGCGCAGCGGAUGGUGUGUGGCAGUGGCGGCGCCGAGGGUGCCGCGGGGUCCUGCCGACGACCCGGCCUUCGGCUGGGGCUUCGGCUUCGGCUUGACGACGACCUUCUCGAUGCGGAUCGUGGGCGGCGCGACCUUUAGCUUUGAUUUUUGGGUGAGGAUCCCCAUGGCGCAGGGUCAGGAGGCGCGGGGCACGGUCGGUCCGUGAGCGACCGGCGACGCUGGAUGAGGAGUGAAUGCGUGCUCGGGUACGGCCGCAGAGGUAGGCGCCAACCCGAUGGAUCCUGGUUAUGCGCGCAUGAACCCCGGAACCGGGAGCGUCCACGUGGGUGCCGGGUCGGGCUGGCGUCGAGGGGCGGCCGAUCGGGGAGGCGGAGCACCGGGUUUGGCUACGGCCGGGGGCUGCGCACGCACCUGUGCGUCUUCGUCGGAUGUUGGUGGCUGUUGCGCCGGAGCGAAGAGAGGGGGGAGAGCAAGGAUAGGCUGGAGGUUGGUAGUAUAUAGGUAGCUAGGUAGGUAGAGAGGUAGAUGAAGAAAGUGUGCGAAAGACGAUGGUGGUGCCAGACCGAAUCCGACAGACAGCCUGGU
Messenger RNA from Gaeumannomyces tritici R3-111a-1, 2962 nucleotides. RefSeq lists its product as hypothetical. The coding region runs from base 175 to 822 and encodes 215 amino acids. NCBI's taxonomy places the organism in Eukaryota, Fungi, Ascomycota, Sordariomycetes, Magnaporthales, Magnaporthaceae. The transcript has 4 exons. The record is from RefSeq and is a predicted model, not a curated record.